AUGGCUACUUCUAGUCGUUCUUUAUGCAUGGCUCUUCUUGUACUAAGCAUUGUUAUGGCAUGUAUGAAGGAGGGGCAUGGGGAGGAUGGAGAUGAUUAUUGCUACUAUGGUGGCUGGCGUGGAUGCAAAAAUCGUGUUGGAGGAGGAGGAGGUGGCGGUGGUGGUGGAGGAGGAAGUAGUAAUGGAGGUUCUGGACAUGGAGAGGGUUAUGGUUCCGGGGCAGGUGUAGGUGUGGGAGGUGGUGGUGGUGGCGGAGGUCAUGGAGGUGGUGGUGGGAAUGGAGCUGGUGGUUCAGGUCAUGGUGAAGGAUUUGGAGCUGGAGUUGGUGCAGAAGGCGGUGGAGGUGGUGGAGGGUCCGGUGGUGGAGGUGGCAGUAGUGUUGAUGGAGGUUAUGGUCACGGUAGUGGUUUUGGAGCCGGCGGAGGUUAUGGUGAAGGAUAUGGGCAUGGAGAAGGCAGUGGCUAUGGUGGAAAUAAUAAUGGUGGCAUUGGAAUGGGAUUUGGAAUGGGUAUGGGAUUUGGUUUUGGCAUUGGAACAGCUGGUACUAGUGGAAAUUCUAGUCCUGUUGAUGAAGCUAGCAAGAAUGUUGACAAACAACCUUAA
Molecule: messenger RNA, 603 nt
Organism: Nicotiana tabacum (common tobacco)
Lineage: Eukaryota; Viridiplantae; Streptophyta; Magnoliopsida; Solanales; Solanaceae
Source: RefSeq, a predicted model, not a curated record